AUGGAGUAUUUCAUGGAGCUUUUUACUUCAAAAGGAGUUAGUACUUCUACCCAUAUAUUGGAAAGGAAGGUGCUAAAUUGUUGUAUUGAUGAGGCGCAAAGCGCUUUUGUUCCUGGUAGGCUAAUCAUAGAUAAUAUAUUACUUGCUUACGGAAUUUUGGAGGUUUUCAAAAGGAAAAGAUAUGGUAUGAAGGGGCAGUUCACCCUCAAGCCUGAUAUGAGUAUGGCAUACGACAGGGUGGAAUGGGACUUCUUAAAGAAGAUGCUCUUGAAUAUGGGCUGUGCAGCGAGUUGGGUGGACUUUAUUUAUCACUGUGUUAGUACAGUGUCUUAUUCUUUAAUUCUUAAUGGAGAGGCAAGGAGUAAGCUCUACCCAGGGUGGGGACUUAGAUAG
Gossypium arboreum is the source of this 393-nucleotide messenger RNA. RefSeq lists its product as uncharacterized. Bases 1 to 393 code for a protein of 130 amino acids. The record is from RefSeq and is a predicted model, not a curated record. The transcript has 2 exons. Lineage: Eukaryota; Viridiplantae; Streptophyta; Magnoliopsida; Malvales; Malvaceae.